UCCGCUUUCAUAAAGUUGGACAGUGAUUAAUUGAAAUAAUCUAUCUUCCUUUUUCUCAGUCUCACAAACUCUGUUUGUAACACAUCUAACUAUCCAGUUGGCUAUUUUCACUUAGUAAAAAGAGAAGAUAUAUGAUAUUUAGUAUAUAAAUUACCUGUAUAGGUAAAACCGUAUACAGUUUAAAUGUAAUCAACGUACAGUGCGGUUGACAAUGUUAUCGUGAAAGUGAAUAAAGCUGUACGGAUAGCCAUGAAAAAUACAAUUAGAAUAUUCGUGCUAAGCUUUUGGUUUUUCAAAGUGUGUAUCGCUAUCAAGUUGAAAGGGUUGUCACUUGGAACUCUAUCUGACAGAGUACCAUUUCAUCUACAAGGCGUUCAGCAAGCACCAGAGUCAAUGAACCGCGUGUCAAUGCCAGAGUUAAUGAAAGUUUCCACUCUAACAAUUGGUGCAACAAGUAGCAAGUGGCCAAAGAAAGUGAACGAAGUAAAAAAACAGCUGGCGGACAUAAAACUAAACCAGAAAGUACAAAUGCAAACGCAUAAACGUAUGCACAAAAAACUUGUAAGUGAUUCAAACACAACGGGUUUAUCAUCAUUAAAGACUCGGCUCCAAUAUAUACCGAUGUUGACAGCAUCCACUACACUGCCGCGCGAAGUCUUAGCAUCAGUUCGUAAAAACAAGAAACUACAUGAUCAGCGGAAACAGCAGAUACAACGGGCAGUACACCGCCACAAAAAGUUCACAACACAUACUGUGGUUAUGAAGGUGGCAAACAAACAAAACAAGUUUCGACGAGGCAACGAUCAUAAAAGUCUGUCGCAAAAAUGGCGGAGUAAUCGUAUUCGUCGUGAAUUACAGGAAGCGUUUAACUCUAAAGGCGAACCAAAAAUUAAAAAACAACCAUCUACUUCGGAGUUAGUCGAUAAUGCAAAUUUGAUUAUUCGAAAAGGGAGUUUAUUGUUAUUGCACAUGGAUAAUCUAUUGAAGGAUGCCAAUUUUCUUUUGAGUAAUGAAGUAGAUUUGAUAAAAUGGAACUCAAAUUACAAUAUGAAAAGAUUAACUCCACAAAAUUUCCCGCAAAAUGAUUUCAAAAUUGUAUACGCCAAAACUCAAGAAGAAAAUAAACGAAAAAGAGAUUGUUAUAUUUUAAGCGGCAUAUGUACAAAGCAACCUGAUCGGAAAACGGCUGAUAGGCUUCUCUAUGAAGAUGUCAUAGCAAACAUCAGAAAUAUGCAACAUUCACAAAAUAUCCAUUGAAUGGAGAAGGAGCAAACUAUAAGAGAUAUAAUAAAGUUAGGUUAAGUUAAGUUAAGUUGUAAUAUAUAACAAAAUUGUUAUUUCAUUUCAGCUUUCGAUUCGAUUUAUACAUAACAACAAUGGAAGCUCCAAAUUUUUGGAAUCUUAUAAGUUAUUGCACUGUUUAGUGAAAUCUAAACAUUCAAUUAGAGAAAUUCGUCUUGUAAGGCGUUUUUAUAUCAUAUAUUUAUGUUUAUUAGUGAAGUUUCUCUGAAAAGGAUCUGGAGCCAUGGGUAUAGCUGGUAUUUAUAAGUGAAAAUCAUUAAACCAAAAUUUAAAGGUUAUGAAAUCUUUUUAAAAUAUUUAAUCUUUAACUUCAACCAUGCCUUGCUCUCGUGUUCAUUUGACUUUACAAUUAAUAACUUAAGUCUUCGAAAAGUUAUCGAAAUAAAGUUUAAACUUCUGAUAUAUGGGAUACUGCUAUUAAAACUAGAACAUCCAUUACAAUUACAUGUUUUCACAAUAUUAAACUUCCUGAAGUAAGUCUAGCCCAAUAAAUGUUUUAAAAGAACUAAAGACAAUUUUACACAUACGUACAUAUAUUCGUAAUUUCCAAGGAAUUCAAGAUUUGUUUUCAUUUAAAUAAAUUCGGUUUCACUUUUGGAAAUAUUUUGCGCAACUUUUAUGUUUUGGAAGUAAAAUUAAGUACAAUUAAUGAUCGGUCAUGCAAGAAGUAAAUUUACUUUGACUAGUUAUCAGCAACAAUUGCAUACUCGUACAUACGAGUGUAAAUCGAAGUAAGCAGUAACACUAGGCACGCACGAAAUUUUUCAAGAACGCGCGACAUUAAUGGAAAAGCAUGUAGUUAUAUACAUACAUAGAAGUAGAUAAUUACAAAGAAUCACAAGGUUUAAUAGGCAUGCAAGUACCCACCUCAGUCGUAAAAAAGCUCUGAAAUUUUCAGUCCGGCCCACAUUUUAGUCUAAUAGAGAAAACAAGUAAAGGUUUGUAUGCUUGAGCUAUUGUCAAAGAGCGGUGGAGAAGAACAUUAUCCGACGAAACCUUGAUGGGGCUUAUAAUUAAAACUAAAAAAAACUUAUUUAUUUAUCAAUUUUCUUAACAUUUCCAUUGUUUAACAAAAUACACGCCAUUGUUGUAGGAAAACUUUUUUAUUUUUCGUGUAGGUAUAAUCAACAAGUCGACUUUCUGGAGAUGAAUGCUUAUAAAAGCGCAAAUAGUCAUUUUGUAGUUAUCAGUUGUCAUUGUUAUACGGUAACAUAAUAAACGGAGGAAACUCUAUUAAUAUUAUUUAAUUUAUUAGAAAGUUUUAAAGAUAUUAGUCGAAAAUAUAAAACAAUAAAAUAGUAUGGCUCUACUAAAGUGUAGCCAGGUGAUGUCUAUAGUUUUGUUAUGCACAAUGAUACUAGCGGAAAAUUCAAUUCAUGCGGCGCCUAAUUCCGAGCAAGUUAUAGCAUCCAGUCAAUCAGAUGACUUAGAUAGUGGUGUUUAUAGCGAAAAAGACGAUUUGCAAUCGUCUUCCUCCAUUGGUUAUGGGUACUACUCGUACCCUUACUUGAGUGGUGGUUUCUAUGGGGGAUACAAUCCAUAUUAUGGUGGCAUAUACGGUUUAGGUUACCCUUAUUAUGGUGGCUACUAUGGCGGUCAUCAUGGAUUUCAUGGCCAUUACUGGUAAAGCGAUAUACUGGAAUUCGUCUAUAUGAAAGUAAAAAUUUUGCACAGUUUUGAUCAACAAAUAAUAAAAUUCAAGAUCAUUAGUAUUAAUCAAAGUAUUGUACUUACCUAUAAAAAAUAUUAAAUCAUAUGUAUUUGGCACAACCGCUAGUUGAAAUCAUGUUGCAAGAUUCUCAUACAAUUAUGGAAAUUAAAAAAUAUAUUUCUUGCCGAAUAUUAAUAAAAUCAUAAAAAAAUAAAUUAGCGUAUCCAAUAAAGAAAUAAAAAUUAAUCUAUUGUAAUAAAGACAAAAAUGGUGCCGAAUUUGAUUUUAAAAAGUUAUUAAUAAAAUUAUAAUAAAAAGUACAUUUAUUGAAAAACUACUUUCGCAUCCGUUUAUUCCAUCAAUUAAAUAAUAAAAAAUCUUAAAUUUUCAAG
Molecule: messenger RNA, 3345 nt
Organism: Bactrocera oleae (olive fruit fly)
Lineage: Eukaryota; Metazoa; Arthropoda; Insecta; Diptera; Tephritidae
Source: RefSeq, a predicted model, not a curated record